This is a messenger RNA of Salvia miltiorrhiza (redroot sage), 4778 nucleotides long. RefSeq names its product histone-lysine N-methyltransferase ATXR7-like. Gene Ontology annotation, cellular component: Set1C/COMPASS complex. The transcript is spliced from 17 exons. Bases 490 to 3873 code for a protein of 1127 amino acids. Gene Ontology annotation, molecular function: histone H3K4 methyltransferase activity; protein binding. NCBI's taxonomy places the organism in Eukaryota, Viridiplantae, Streptophyta, Magnoliopsida, Lamiales, Lamiaceae. The record is from RefSeq and is a predicted model, not a curated record.
UAAUACUCCAAUAUAAAAAUUUAUAUUACGAGAUGCGGAGCCCUAGAUGCUGCUGUGUUGAUAUAUCACUAAUUUUCUCACUGAUGUAUUGCAUUCGCAGCUACUUCCUCGUUAUCUUCUCUCUCUCAAUUCUGUGUUUCCCUUCUCCCUCCCCAAGCUCAUUCUGCAUUCUGUAUCGGAGGUAAGACUUCUAUUCCCUCCCCCUCUCCAAUCUUACGAAUUGAAAAAAGAUUUAAAUAAUCUAAUUAAGGAUUGCCGAUUUCAAGUGAAAAUCAAUCAACGGACAGCUACUCGAUUGGAUCAGCUAAGAUUUCGUUGAUUUCCAAGUCUUUGUUGAUGAAUCAUAAGAGGCAUUGAAGCUUUAGGUGAUUCAUUGUUAAAAGCCAUCAUCUUGUGAAAACGGGAGUAGUCUGGGGGAUAAUGGAGACAGACUCCACAAAUUGCAGUUUUGUAGUCAUUAAAGAUUAUUAUCCGUCUUAAAGUGGGGCCAUGACGAGUACCGAAUUGAAUUCGAACGGGGAGGACGCUCAAGUGUCGCGAAUUCACGAUGCUGCCGGCGCAUUUGUUAGCGGCUGGAUGUAUGUGAAUCAAAACGGUCAGAUGUGUGGCCCUUAUAUCCAGCAACAGUUAUACGAGGGUAUAUAUUCCGGUUUCUUGCCGGGGGAGCUCCCCGUUUAUCCGAUUAUCAAUGGGAAUCUCCUCAAUGCAGUGCCCCUCAGCUACUUUAACCAAUUCCCUGACCAUGUUGCGACUGGUUUCAUCUACUUGAAUGCGAAGGAGUCUACGAAUGAUGCCCACGGCUCCAUCCCCAACAACAGUGAUGCAGAUGAAAGCUUCCCUCUGACAGGAGAUGACGAGUCUUGUUGGCUGUUUGAGGAUGGCGAGGGUACAAGACAGGGACCACACUCGCUUAAUGAGCUUUACUCCUGGUGUCACUAUGGAUAUAUGAGCGAUUCUGUGAUGGUAUAUCAUGCUGAAAAUAAGUGUAAACCCUUGAAUUUGGCAACACUGCUGAACACUUGGAGAAAAGCUAGAAUUCGAGCUGUCACCACACAUGAUAACAAUAAUGAAGGCACUGACUUAGCACUGGACUUGGUGUCUGAAAUUUCUGAAGUAGUUUGUUCGCAGCUUCACUUUGGAAUUAUGAAAACAGCCCGCAAAGUUUUACUUGAUGAGAUAGUUGGCUCCAUAAUUUGUGAUUCUCUUGCCAUGAAGAGAACUCAGAAGAAUCCUAAGAUUGUACCAGUCAUUGAGUCUGUGAAACCUAUUUCUUCAGAUGGAAGAGUAAUAGGUACUCAGACAUCAGAGAAAAAUGAGAGGCAGCCUGAAAACCCUGUCGAGAAGGACUAUGCCAUUGGGGAUGAAGUAGAUGUAGAGCAUACUGUUGAUAGCGAAAAAUGUUAUGGGGGUGAGACCAUGAAACCUCCUCCUAACAUGAAAUCAAUUGGAAGUUUCGAGAACUUUUGUGCUGCAUGUAUGGUUGUUAGCAGGACAAUUUUUUGUUCUUGCUUGCAAGUCAUGUGGAAUGCCAUCUUUUAUGAUCCUGUAGCUGAUUAUUCAUCUGCUUGGAGAAAGAAAAAACGCUGGUACGCUCCUGGUUAUGUUGCUGGGCAAAGCAUUCCCUACAAAGAAUACUCCCAGCCAAUUGAGAAGCUACCGACUGACUCUGAUUCCUCUAGCUCUGAGGUAGAUUGCCCUCCAGGUUUUGAACCAGAAAGAAUUUCAGUGGUUGUUGAAACAAAAUCACCAUCAGUUUCUCCACUCUCUGAAAGAGAGGGAUCUUCUAAUGAAAUUCUGUUGAGCCACGAUACUUCUUAUGAUGAAAUGGGAGCCAUCUUAGAAUAUGUAAUGAAUGAUCUUCAUUCUUCAGCAAAGUUGUCAUUAGUACAUCACUUUGAAAGACUUGUGGAUGAGGAAGUGAAAGAAGUAGUUGAUGUUCCUCAAAAGAGUCCAAUUAAUGAGGUCACUUUCUGCUCGUCUCAUCUGCACAGCCAUACAAGUGAAUAUCAAUCUCAUAAAGCUCUUUGUGCUUCGGCACCUACAUGGUCAGAUGAUCACCUAUGUCCAGCUCAAAGUGAAAAGCAUCCGUUGCAUCAAACUGUAGUUCUCUGUCAUGAAGUUUCCAUGGCAAAUGUACCCAAGGUUGCAUUUCAGAAACUGCGUAUACAUUUAGUGGAUCCGACUAAUAUUGAAGUAGAUGAAUUGUGCCCACGUCUGUGUGAAGAAGAUACAAUAUUAGAUGUUCCAUUAGUUUUCUCCAGGGGGGUAUUUCAGAAUUUGCCUGUGCAUCUAGAAGAUGCUAGCAAUGUAGCAGUUAGUGAUGAAUUGUGGCCACCUAAAUCUAAGGAAUUGACUGAACAUUGUGCUUUAUCACCAAUUUUCCAAGUAAAGGCCUCUAAAUUAGAUGAGCACAUGGGGAAAACCUCUUUGCAGGUAGCAUUGAUGAUAAUCCGGUCGAGAAUUUAUGACUCUGUCAUCAGAACAUUGAGACCUUUAUAUUCUGAUGAUGUAAUUGAGAAAGCUAUAAUAAUGGCAUGUUCUUUGAGAAGUCAUGAAUUAGGCAACGACGGAUCUGCAGAUUGCAUGGAUAUAGAAAAACCGUAUGUUGCUGAGAGAUUCUCUGAAGCGACUUUACUAACAGGAAAAUAUGUAUAUUCUCGGAGGAGUAAGUUGGGCUGUAAAAGGUCAGCCCCAUUUUUCAAGGCUCUGAUGAUGGGAGAAAAUGAUCAUCCAAAACUAGCACCCAAAAGGUCAAGGAAAAGUCGUACCCAUAAAAAACCAGAUCAGGCUGCACAAGUUGACACUAUUAUUCCUAAUUUCGAGAAAAAGGCCUCAAAACCUGACACUAAUGUUAGUAUACGUCGGGUAAAGGGAUCAGCCGGUCAUAUUCGCAGACAGACGUCCGAGAAAGUUGUUUCUUCCCUUCAAGAUGAUUCAGGCAGUAAGACACAGGCUCCUUCCUUUUCUACUAAGAACCACUAUAAUCCUGAGCUGAUUACAAGUGCCUCAAAAGUACCAAAAUCAAAUAAGGUCUCAAAACUUAAAAGGAAGCAUCUGAAUGAUAAUAUACAACAUCCUCAAUCUGGUAAGGUCCAGAAACUAGCAAAUGGCACCCCAAAACAAGCAGUGCCUAAACAGGUUGACAGGCACCAGACCAAGAGAAGUCAGUGUAGGAUGGUGAGACCUUGUCCACAGUCUGAUGGUUGUGCACGGACAUCCAUAAAUGGGUGGGAAUGGCGUAAAUGGGCUUCUGAGGCUAGUCCAGCUGAAAGGGCUCGUGUAAGGGGAAAUCAUAUCCGUUCUCUCUAUAUUAAUUCUGAGUGUAGUGGAAAUCAUUCAGCCAGUGUUAAGGGACUUUCUGCAAGAACAAACAGGGUCAAGUUGCGUAACCUUCUUGCUGCUGCAGAGGGUGCUGAUCUUCUUAAAGCAACACAGUUGAAGGCGAGGAAGAAACGGUUACGUUUCCAACGAAGUAAGAUACAUGACUGGGGUCUCGUUGCUCUGGAGCCAAUUGAGGCAGAGGACUUUGUUAUUGAAUAUGUUGGAGAACUUAUUCGCCCUAGUAUAUCUGACAUACGCGAGCGCCAAUAUGAAAAGAUGGGGAUUGGGAGCAGUUAUCUUUUUAGAUUAGAUGACGGUUAUGUGGUUGAUGCCACAAAACGUGGAGGGAUUGCAAGAUUUAUAAAUCAUUCUUGUGAGCCUAAUUGCUAUACAAAGGUCAUCAGUGUGGAGGGGCAGAAAAAGAUCUUCAUAUACGCAAAGCGUCAUAUCUCUGCUGGCGAAGAACUCACAUACAAUUACAAGUUCCCGUUGGAGGAGAAAAAGAUACCUUGCAACUGUGGUUCUAAGAGGUGCCGUGGCUCAUUGAAUUGAUGCUGGAUGAAAAUUUUGCUGAUGUGCUGUAACCAUCAAUGACUGGAAUAACUGACACUUCUGUUACCUGGGGCUAUCACUAGAGGUGGCAUUUGCUCGGAAAUCCUUGGUCACGAACUGCUUCAGCAGCGGUUACUUGAAAUAUGUUCCAGGAUCUCCAUUUCAUGUUGAUAGUGAAAAAUGAUGACCAUUACCAACUCAACCCAUGUGAAUAUUCUUGUAGAUAUCUUGCAGAUGAGUUUCUCCUCUUAAGAACUGAAAAAUUGUUGUUCCUUGCAUUUCUUUCUGGAACAGUUUUUGGAUCCAAUGCCUUGUACAAAAGAUACUGGGAGAAGGAAGUAGUCUCUGUAUACAUGCGAAACGAAACGCCUAGCAGAUUUUUUGUCAAGACAUGCUGUUGCUGAUAGUAAAAUCUAAAUCUUUUGAAGCAAAGAGCACUCUUUGGGCCUUAGUAUUAUUUUUACAUUAGAAUUUUCUGGAAGGACUUGAAGAAACAUUUAAAAGCUCACGGAAUCUGUAAAACUCGGUAAAUUUACAAGGGUUUAGUGAAAAACUUUGAAAUGUAGGUGCCAAAGCCAAAGCAUCAAUUUUCCUCUCCAUACAUGAAACAAGAUCUGACCUGAAUGUAUGGGAUUAUGGACCACGACCACGAGCAUUUUAGCUGUAUAUGUCACCCUAUGGUAAGGCUGAGAAACUAGGGUACGAAUCUCAAUCCCCCAACUAAAAAUUUUGAAUGGGAUUAUGAGAAAAAAAAAAUUAAGAUAAAUAUAUAUAUGAGUAGGUUUUAUUGAAUUUUCAUGUAAGGAUAAAUUUGCCUAUUCACACAAAGUUUGUAGUUUUUAUAUGUUUCUCUAUGCAUGAAUACAGUUCGUUUCUUUAUUAUAUAACUAAAAUGGGUUUUUUUU